Mastomys coucha (southern multimammate mouse) is the source of this 2647-nucleotide messenger RNA. RefSeq names its product peroxiredoxin 6 (gene Prdx6). Bases 402 to 1004 code for a protein of 200 amino acids. Gene Ontology annotation, biological process: cell redox homeostasis; cellular oxidant detoxification. The record is from RefSeq and is a predicted model, not a curated record. NCBI's taxonomy places the organism in Eukaryota, Metazoa, Chordata, Mammalia, Rodentia, Muridae. Gene Ontology annotation, molecular function: peroxiredoxin activity. Gene Ontology annotation, cellular component: mitochondrion; cytosol. The transcript is spliced from 6 exons.
GUGCCCGCCGCCGGGGUCCUGCUGAGCAUCACCGGGCGUUGCUGGGGACCUGCGACCUCUGGCUGGCCCUGCGCUGAUCAGCGGAUCCUUCCCUGACCCAGCGUGGCUGGGCUGGCAUGGGGAAGGAGGUUCUUGCCGAGGACGCCCACACCCCCAGGAAAUGUGAGGUCUUGCUGGAAUUCUUCAUCCGUACGGAGGAGAGAUAAAUGUGAAUGUAAAGCUUGUGUACUGUGAAGAUAGCCCCACUGGAGUCGGGGGGCGGGACUAUCAGUGAUUGUUGACCUAGAUCUGGAUGCAACUGUUUUAUUCCGGCUACUAAGGGAGACAGUUGGGAAGAUCCUAACUUCAAGGCCAAGGCAAUUCAGUGAGGCUCUGCCUCUAAAGAACAACUAAAUAAGCAGAUGAAGUGGCAGCUUAAGAUGAGAUGGGGCAUUCUCUUUUCCCACCCACGGGACUUUACCCCAGUGUGCACCACAGAACUUGGCAGAGCUGCAAAGCUGGCACCAGAGUUUGCCAAGAGGAAUGUUAAGUUGAUUGCUCUUUCAGUAGACAGUGUUGAGGACCAUCUUGCCUGGAGCAAGGACAUCAAUGCUUACAAUGGUGCCGAACCCACAGAAAAGUUGCCAUUUCCCAUCAUCGACGAUAAGGAGAGGACCCUUGCCAUCCUUCUGGGUAUGCUGGAUCCAGCAGAGAAGGAUUCUAACAACAUGCCUGUGACGGCCCGCGUGGUGUUCGUGUUUGCCCCUGACAAGAAGCUAAAGCUGUCUAUCCUCUACCCAGCCACCACGGGCAGGAACUUUGAUGAGAUCCUCAGAGUGGUUGACUCUCUCCAGCUGACAGCAUCAAAGCCAGUUGCCACCCCAGUCGAUUGGAAGAACGGAGAUAGCGUGAUGGUCCUUCCCAACCUCCCCGAAGAGGAAGCCAAACAGUGUUUCCCUAAAGGAGUCUUCACCAAAGAGCUCCCGUCUGGCAAAAAAUACCUCCGUUAUACACCCCAGCCUUAAGUCUUAAGUCAGCGGGAAUUGGGGCUGGCACUGCGUGCCUAGCACUGGGACCUGAGGAUGCCAGCUGACAGCCGUGGGUCCUUGCAGCAGCUCCGUAGAAAGAGCGAACAGCUCGCUAUACUACUGGGUCAUUAAAAGGAAAUGGCACCAAAACCUUCUUGGGAUUCUUUACUGUGCCUUCGCCAGCGUUCUGCCCCUCUACCCAUCUCAGCGCCCUGCUCGCUGGCUUUCUUUGAAACGAAUUAUGUAUUGGCGACUCCUUAGGUCUCUGCGGGGUCUGCGAUCAGUCAGCAAGGUAGUGUCAGCGUGGGCUCCAGGCUAGAAUGAUUUAACACCUUUUGUAGCUUUCCGAACUGAAUCCCCUGUUACCCAUUCUGGAGAUCACUAAAAUAUGGAGAGAAACUUUCUAUUCUGUAUUUUUAGUAAAUAAGUGGGAACUGCUCAGGAGAAUUCUUACAGGGAAUCCAUUGUAAGUUUCUAUCAAAGUGGGCUCAGAAAGCCUUUCGCCUCCCAAGAGUGUGCUCCUAGAGUUUUCACACCUGCUCUCCCGGUGAUAUCUGCAUGUGAACACACCUUAUAAAAGACAGGCGGUGACAGUGUUUUACCAUUCAAUGUCCUAGUAGUAGGUGGCCAUUUCUGAAUUCUACUUUUUGAGGUUCAACAAAUAAAAUCCUGAUCAGAAAACUGUUGUCACAUUUUAAAGCACUACUUUAAACUAUCUUCAGACUCAACACCCCACCAGGCAGGCAUGCUUCCUUCUUGCCGGGAUUGACAUGGGUAUUUUUCUCCAGCAACAGAUAAAUCUUUGUGUGAACUGGGAGUCACUGAAGAACAAUUCCUACAUGUAUGUUGGCCAGUUUCUUGGUUCCUGAUUUCCUAAGUCUUGUGAGUAGGUGGCUCGUAACCCUUUUGGGGUUCAAACAACCCUUUCACGGGUCACCAAUGGGAAGCAUUUACAGUUCAUAACAAUAGCAAGUUUACAGUUAGGAAGUAGAGACAAAAAUAAUUGUAUGGUUAGGGGUCACCACAACAUGUCAGCAUUAGGAGAGUUGAGAACCACCAUUCUAAUGGUUAGACAGUCGGCCUAAUGUCAAAUAAGCUCUGAGAUAGUGGUCUAUCUACUACUGAACUGAAUGGUCUCUUUCCAAGUCAUUGUGGGUCUUAGUCUAGGCUGUAACAGAUGCUGUGGCUUGAGCAGUGGAUGUUUAUUUCUAGGUGUCAAGCUGGAGAGUUAAAGUCAAGGCAGUGGUGGGCCCUGGGUCAUCUCCCUCCUAGUAGGCACCUCAUUGCUUGCUCUUUUCCCUUACACGCUUGAUUACUUUCGUCCUUGCUUUUAAUGGGAAGGGCUUCCAGUUCCUGUUGAGGUGUUUCUGCUUUUUGUGUGUUUAUGAUUACUGUCUUGCUUGGUAUGUAGCCCAGGCAAGACCUGAAAUCCUUCCUGCUGCCACAGCUCCCCGAGGGCUCAGAUUGCAAAUGUCACCACCAUGCCCUAUGCCAUCAACUUUUAUGACAAAAGUUCAAAAUCUAAACUGCCAUUGCUGAUCACUCAAACUUAAGUCUUAUGUUGACUGACCAUGGAAUGUCUGCCAUUGAUUUAGCAAACUCAGCAUUUCCCUCAUCCCAAUAAACAUGUUGCUCCUCCA